UCCGGCCCCGCCCCGGCCGGCCCACAGACCUUGGCUGACAGGCUGUGGCGCCGCCGCCGCGCAGGGCGAUGCAGCUGCCGCCCGCGCUGCACGCCCGCCUCGCCGGGGCACCUGGGGCGGCCGAGCCGCUGCCCGUGGAGCGGAACCCCAAGGCCGGGGCCGCGCCCUUCCGCUUCAUGGCGCGCCUGGUGCGCUUCCCGCGCGAGCAUGAGUUCUUCGAGGAAGGGGACGUCCAGCGGCACCUGUAUCUCCAGGACGUGCUCACGCAGGUUGCCGGGGAGCCCGAGAAGCCCAGGGUGCCCGAGUUCACCUGUCAGGUGGCGGGCUGCUGCCAGGUGUUUGACGCCCUGGAGGACUAUGAGCACCACUACCACACUCUGCACAGAAAUGUCUGCUCCUUUUGCAAACGGGCUUUCCCCUCGGGACACUUGCUGGAUGUCCACAUCCUGGAGUGGCAUGACUCGUUGUUCCAGAUCCUGUCCGAGAGGCAGGACAUGUAUCAGUGCUUGGUGGAAGGCUGCACAGAGAAGUUCAAGACCAGCAAAGACAGGAAGGAUCACUUGGUGAACCGUCACCUCUACCCUGCGGACUUUCGGUUUGAUAAACCAAAGAAAACCAGAAGCCUAGCCACACCCCAGGUCACCGUGCAAGUGUCGGCAGAAGCCCUGGGGGCUGACUGGGAGCAGUCAGAAGGGGACGCCAUGGAAGGCUGCUCAGAACCCGCGAGUGAGAGGCGCACGUGUGGCCACAGAAUACCUCCUACCAUCUGUUUUGGUCAAGGUGUAUCACGAGGAUUUAAAAGCACCAAGAAAAGAAAUAAACACCAGUGACGACUGAGAUGGAGAGAAAGAAUCACAGGCCUGCGAGCAGACCCUGAGGCAGGACCCUUGCCUUUUGCAGGACAUGGUGUCAGUGGUGGGCUUUUCUUUCGCCUGCUGGUGUGGCCCCUAGGACCCAGGCCUUUGCCACCCUCAAUGUCUGGGUCCCUGGGCUAAUGAUGGAAUGAUGUCAGUAGCCAUCAUCAGAAGCAGUGAGAGUCCCACAGGUUCCGGAAAUGAGCCCGACAGGUGCUCCAAUGAGUGAGAUGUGGAGACUGGCC
Messenger RNA from Ceratotherium simum simum (southern white rhinoceros), 1099 nucleotides. RefSeq names its product zinc finger protein 511 (gene ZNF511). NCBI's taxonomy places the organism in Eukaryota, Metazoa, Chordata, Mammalia, Perissodactyla, Rhinocerotidae. The record is from RefSeq and is a predicted model, not a curated record.